This is a messenger RNA of Diuraphis noxia (Russian wheat aphid), 940 nucleotides long. RefSeq names its product protein KTI12 homolog. NCBI's taxonomy places the organism in Eukaryota, Metazoa, Arthropoda, Insecta, Hemiptera, Aphididae. The record is from RefSeq and is a predicted model, not a curated record.
UUAACCUUUUAAAAAAUGCCUUUAAUAUUGAUGGUUGGUUUACCUAGUAGUGGCAAGACGACAAGAGCUCGUGAGAUCCAAAAAUACUUUAGGGAUCAACAUCACAAAGAAGUUAUCUUGAUAUCAGAUAACGAAAUUAUAUCAAAUAUGAAUAUAGACAAGAAUGUUUUGUAUUUAGAUAUGAAGAAAGAAAAAGAUCUUCGGUCAAAAUUGCAUUCUGAUGCCUUAAAGAGUUUAACCAAAGAAAAUGUUGUAAUAUUGGAUUCUGGAAAUUUUAUUAAAGGAUUUAGAUAUGAAUUGUAUUGUUCUUCUAAAAGUUUGAGUACACCAAAGUGCUUAGUUGUGUGUGAUAUUUCAACUGAAAAAGCUUGGGAGCUAAAUGAAAACAGAACUGAACAAGAAAAAUAUGUAAGGAAAACAUUUGAUGAUCUUGUUAUGAGAUAUGAAGAACCAAAUCAUUCAAAUAGAUGGGAUUCUCCAUUGAUAAAUUUACAACUGGAUGACACUUUGCCUGCUGAAGAGAUCCGAAAAGCAAUUUUUGAAGUUGCUGCUCCUGUACCAAAUCAAUCGACAAUAAAUGCGCCAUUAAAUUCAAGUUCAUAUUUGUAUGAUUUAGAUCAAAAAACACAAGAAGUAAUUAACUCAAUUAUUCAGUUGAAGAAACAAGGCGUGGAGGGAGAGAAUAUUAAAUUAGCCGAUUAUAAAGGAAAAUAUCUGAACAAAUUGGAUAAGAGUAUCUCAUUAGUGCAGCUUGCUAAGUCUAGGAAACAGUUUUUAUCAUAUGCCAAAAGCCAUGUUUCAGUUACAAAUGACCAAACAAAUAUUGUUAACAUGUUUAUAGAAUUCUUGAAUAAGACUGUUACUUGUUGAAAAACUUUAUUAUUUUUAAUUUUUCAUUAGAUGAAUUAAGAGGACGCCACACCCGCAUGUGUUGUCUCUG